AUGUCUUCCUACAAAGCUGUGAUAUUCGAUAUGGGCGAUGUCCUCUUCUCCUGGAAUCCCCAGCCGACUGCCCAAAUAUCUCUCCAGACCUUGCAUCUCAUGACCCAAUGCGAUCGCUGGUUCGACCUUGAGCGUGGAACCAUCACUCCAGAAGACUGUUACCGUGAGCUAGGCAGGCGAUUCUCUGUCAACGGAACUGAAAUUGCCGCCGCGUUCGAGCAGGCAACUGAGUCUCUGACGCCCAACAGCACCAUGACUUCGUUGGUGCAAGAUUUGAAGCAACACAACAUUCGUGUUUACAUGAUGACCAACAUUCCACGCUCAAAUUAUGACCAACUUCGGGAGAUGGAGUAUAUCUGGAACGAAUUCGACGAGAUUUUUGCUUCGGGGUAUAUGGGAAUGCGGAAACCAGACCAGUGUUUCUACGAGCAUGUUUUGGGUGUCAUCAAUGUGCCACCAACCGAGACGAUUUUCGUGGAUGACAGGAUGGAGAAUAUCGUGUCUGCUAUCAAGCUUGGAAUGUCGGGGAUUCAAUGUGUUAACGUUGUUGAGACAUGCGAAAAAAUACGACUCAUGACUGGUAUCUAA
This is a messenger RNA of Penicillium cataractarum, 588 nucleotides long. RefSeq names its product HAD family hydrolase. The record is from RefSeq and is a predicted model, not a curated record. The coding region runs from base 1 to 588 and encodes 195 amino acids. Lineage: Eukaryota; Fungi; Ascomycota; Eurotiomycetes; Eurotiales; Aspergillaceae. The transcript has a single exon.